Molecule: messenger RNA, 1659 nt
Organism: Atta colombica
Lineage: Eukaryota; Metazoa; Arthropoda; Insecta; Hymenoptera; Formicidae
Gene: ArgRS-m
Product: probable arginine--tRNA ligase, mitochondrial
Exons: 5
Coding region: 1-1659 (552 amino acids)
Biological process (GO): mitochondrial translation; arginyl-tRNA aminoacylation
Cellular component (GO): mitochondrion
Molecular function (GO): ATP binding; arginine-tRNA ligase activity
Source: RefSeq, a predicted model, not a curated record
AUGAGUAAUAAUAUGAAAACUGCAAUUUUAAAAAAGAUUACAGAAUAUUUACCAAACAAUAUAAAUAUAUCUAAUGUUGCAUCUUAUUUGCAUUUGAAAACAUGUAAAACAGAAGGAAUCUAUUCUUUCCUACUUCCAUUGAGAACCAGACAAUAUAAUAUACAGAAAGAAGCACAGAACAUCAUAAAUAAUGAGCCAAAUAGUAUUUUCGACAACAUUAAUAUAAAAAAUAAUGCUAUUUCUUUUAAUAUUUCUAGAGAUAGAUGUGUUAAAGAACUUUUGGAACACAACUGUUCAACAGUAUCGGCUCCAACCUUUGUGAAUAAUAAAAAAAAUAUAAUAGUAGAAUUUAGUUCUCCUAAUAUUGCAAAACCUUUUCAUGUAGGACACUUGAGAUCUACAAUAAUAGGAAAUUAUGUUGCUAAUAUCAAUAGUUUUAUAAACAAUAAGGUGAAAAAAAUAAAUUAUUUAGGUGACUGGGGUACACAAUAUGGCUUAGUUCAAUUAGGAAUUGAUAUAAUAGGUACUAAUGAGGAUGAAAUGAAAAGAAAUCCUAUAAAAGCCUUGUACACAGCAUAUGUUAAUGCCAAUAAAUUAGCUGAAACUGAUUCUUCUGUAUCGGAUCGUGCAAGACAAAUAUUUAAUGAUUUGGAAAGUGAUAUAGGAGGUGCACAUGAACAGUGGAACAUAUUUAAACAAUAUACUGUUGAGGAAUUAAAAAGGAUUUACAGCAGAAUUGGUAUUACAUUUGACGAAUAUCAUUGGGAAUCUAUGUACAAUGCCAAAAAUAUCAAGAAAAUAGUUACGUUGAUGGAAAAAAUGCAAUUACUAGUAAGAGACGAGCAAAAUAGAAAAGUUGUGAAUCUGAGCAAUGAGAAAAGCGUUCCUAUAAUCAAGAGCGAUGACUCCACUUUGUACAUAGCGAGAGAUAUCGCAGCAGCUAUUGAUAGAUUUGAAAAGAAUGAUUUUGACUGUAUGUACUAUGUGGUGGAUAAUACACAAGUAAAUCAUUUCUCAAAUUUGUUAGAAAUAUUAAAACAAAUGCAAAUGCCGUGGGCUGAAAGACUGAAACAUAUAAAAUUUGGCCGAUUGCACGGUAUGCGUACGAGAAAGGGAGAUGUCAUAUUUUUAGAAGAUAUCUUAGAUAUUGCUAGAGAUAUCAUAAAGCAGAAACAAAUUGACUCACAUACUACUAAAGUUCGUCUAGAUUCAUCUGAUAACAGCUCGGAUAUAUUAGGCAUUUCUGCAAUGAUAGUUAAUGAUUUAAAAAGAAAACGAGAACGAGAUUAUACGUUUGAUUGGAAUGCAGCAUUUGAUUUGAAAGGGAACACAGGUGUGAAAUUACAAUAUACACAUUGUCGAUUAGGAAGUUUGGAGCGCAAUUGCGGCGCUAUCCUAACUUCGAAAUGUGAGCCAAGUCUAUUACAAGAAGAAGUUGUUGAUGAAUUGGUCAUAUUAAUUGCUAAGUUUGAAGAAGUAGUGCUGAAAUCAUAUGAAGAAUUAGAACCCUGUAUAUUAACGGUAUAUCUUUUCAAUUUAAGAGUAAAGGAUGAAUUGCCUGAUGUUGCUAGUCAAAGACUGCUGCUUUUUCAUGUUGCUAGAAAUAUUCUUGCACAAGGUAUGAAAUUACUUGGUCUAAUACCCUUGGAAGAAAUGUGA